This is a messenger RNA of Amoebophrya sp. A120, 11472 nucleotides long. NCBI's taxonomy places the organism in Eukaryota, Dinophyceae, Syndiniales, Amoebophryaceae. The record is from the annotation of a GenBank genome assembly.
AUGGAGAAGUUGGAUAUGGCAAGGAAAAAGUUCGUCACGGUACUAAAACCCCCCUGCAGACUGUGCUUGACAAAAAAUUCUUCUUGAGCUACAGUAAAUAUGGAAUGAUGCACACAAAUUUUCACGCAUGACAGACAGUUUUGAUGUACUAUUGCAAAAUUGCGCAUGAUGUGUGAUCUUCGUGGUGACCUUUUUUUUGUUGGAGAUUCAAGGAUAUGAACUGCAAAAGUAUCGUACUCGUAUAAAUGCAUUACGAAUUUCCUCAGCAUGAGAGCGAAAAUCUGUAAUGCGGAUUUGCCUAAAGAGAAAGAUUUGUAAUGCAAGACUUGCAUUCAUACGAAUACGAUACUUUUGCACAGGAUAAAGGAGGCCCGGUACCGCCGGGGGGAGUUCAUCGAUUCGGCGCACCGAUUAUCAACUGCAAAUAUGUCUGGGUCUGGAAACUUGUGAUGCAAGGACGGGGAUAGGGAGCGUAAGUACUGUAAUGCGCUGCCAAGCAUGACAAGCUUUUCCAUGGGUCUGGGUUCUUGCGUAGUACUCCGCAUGAGAAAUCGCGUUUUUGCAUGACAGGUGGCAAGAGGAGCUCUUUGCGGCCACGCAAUACAGAGUUCAGAGUCAUGCCAGGCCAGCAUUACAAAUCUCGCAAUUAUCUCCCAGACAUCCAGACGCAUUUGCAUUGCACACCGAUUCCGUGUGUGUGAGUGUCUCGGUGCGGGGGCGUUUGCCGAAUUGUAUUUGGUGUUCGAUUAUGCAUUGCAAAGGUAUCGCACUCGUAUUGCAAUCAUGCAUUACAAAUCCGGUUCUUAAGGCAAAUUAGCAUUACAAAUUUUAUUUCUCAUAAAAAUCACAAGUACGAGCGCGAUGGUACUUUUGCCAUGCAUAUUGACACGGAGAACAGUAGGAAUUUAGCCGCGAAGUGCGAAAAGCCACCGAGUAGCCGCCAAAAUGGUAGUUUUACUGAUUUUUAUUUCGACUGUCUGAAUUGAAAUUAUGCGUUCUUGCAAGAACUUCUUUAGCACGGGCGAUUUUUUUCUGAAGUUUUUUUGAAACAUCAUUAUUUAUGAUCCGUCAUGAACAACAUAUGAAUAUGAAUUUCACAACCCGUUGCUUUAGCUUUAUCUAUCAACAAGAACAGAAUCCGACCGGCGGCGCGCCACGCGGCUGCACAAAGAGGCAGUUUUCCAGGGGAUGUUGUGCCGCAGUUGGGGCCAGGUAAACUUUGAGAAGUUCGCGUCUCUCCCAGUUUCCCAACGGGUUUACAUGGAGUGGAAGGACGAACAGUUAAAAUUGAAAAAGGAUAUGAAUUGCAAAUAUAUCUGGGUCUGGAAACUUGUGAUGCUGGGCGGCGUAUCAUCAGGAGGCCACAAGUGCUGGCUCAGCAUGACAAGUUUCGGAGCUUCUAGGUGUUGCCUAUUCUGCAUGACAAACUGCGUUUCUGCAUGCCAGAAAAAUUGCGCUCUUGGGUAACGUGCAUGACAGAUUUGAGAGUCAUGCCAGACAAGCAUGACAAACAUGCAUUCUUCCAGACCCAGACAUAUAUUUGCACUUGAUAACGGAGCAAGGUGAGCAAGAUGAUGCAGCUGCAGCAGAAGCGGCCGAUAAAAAUGUCGGGACGCUCAGCUCUUCUUCCAGUGGAGGUGGAACUUCGAGCAAGACAACCACGUCGGCCUCCAUGAAGAGUUCUUCCUCCUCCUCAUCUUUAUGACGGUGCACAACUCCCCGUCCCCCUCAUUUGUAUAGCAUGAACGGCAAUACAAGCAUCAGCAAGAGUGCCGGUUUUGCAUGACAAAUUUGCACUGGAGUGUAGUGCUAUUUGGGCUACCAGAACUUGUCAUGCAAACAGUGCCAAGUGGCAAUGGGUGGGUUGGGUAUUUUGCAUGACAAAUGAGGGGCGGGAGGGGGAGUUGUGCACUGUCAUAAUCUUUGAUCCAGUUGCACAAUGGAGGAUCCACGACAAAUAAAUCGACGCUGAAGCGCAGACGCAUGUCCUCGGCCAGUGUGACCGGCGCCAAUGUAGUUAAAGGCGCAACAACUUCUACGGGGGCGAACAGAACCAACACUAAGCAAGCCGCCAACAACAUCUCCACCUCCAAUAAAGGCGCAGGUAGUACUUGUAAUAUCGAGGGAGACAUCAACAACAGUGACAACACGAAGAAAAAAAUCGAUCCUCGGUUAGAGUGGUUGAACUUGGAGCUGGGAGAGUCCUAUGAGUUUGUGGAAGAAAUGUCUUCGGGAACGGUUUUUGACGCGCGAGUAAAGCCGGGACAGCCACAACGAACAGGGCUAGUACAAGAAGAACACCAGCACGACGACACUUCUGCUAAUCAAGCCACCUGUCAAGCACAAGUAGCGGACCAGCAAAUAAGCAGCGGGAAAAAGAUGGGAAGCAAGAUGAAUAGUUUCAAACCCGCACCCAGGGCGGCGGGGGCAACAGCUGCAGGAGCUGACGGAGAGAGGAACUACAGCAAGGGGAACAAGACCACCGGAGGAGGAGGUCGCAGUACCAAUAAUAACACGCCGAAGAGUGCCAACAAGCGCACCGCGUCGGCUGACGCAAAUAGUACGCUGCUGAACAAAACCACUUCCGCUAAGACGACUGCUGUCUUUGCAAGAAGUACUCUCGGCAAGAUCGUGGGAGUAGAAGAUCAUGGCCAUGACGGGGACACGACCCUUCUCCGCUCAUCCCGGAAGCCCAUCAUCCCGAUCGACAGAAGCGAGACGAACGAAACCAUAUUGCGAGGAAAAAUCCCCCCUCCCCAUAUUGACGAUGUAUGUUUCAUCCGAAAAUUUGUGUUGCUGAUUUGUGGCCACAAAUCGCGUCUGUCUUGCACGGAAGCAACUCCACGAGCUCCGCAGCAUUGUGCAGGCGGUUUGUGAUGCUGAUGGGCCUACAGCACGGACGUUCCCCAUGCUAGACGCCUAGGCCAAAGCCUCUCUAUCUAGGCUAAGUAUAAUCCUGCGUUUAUCCUCUCCAGCACGACAAAACUGAUUUGCGUACGCAGAUCCUGCAUCAGAAACUUCGUUUUGAUAUGGGGAGGGGGGAUUUUUCCUUUUGAUGAACCAGAUACAGUCCGCAUUUCAAGUUGAACGACGGGCGCACCUGCAUCCCGCGGUUCUACGGGUUCUGGGACAACCCGGCGCAAAAGGUGGCCGGGUCCGCGAAAUUUCACGACGCAACCUUGAUGCAGCGCACCAUGAGCUCUGGUAGUUGUGGUAUGUUUCACCAGGAUCUCAACUAUAGUCCACCGACGAAGGUCAACAAGAAUGCAACCAACACUGCCGCGAGCUCGAAAGGUUCGAAAACAACGAUAGUUGGGGGCAAUCCGGCAGUCGGUGGCAUUUCUUCGUGCACGGAGAUUGACAUCUUCGUAUCCUGGGCAAAAGUACUGUCGCACUCGUACUAAUUGCAUUUAUGCAUAUACAAAUCUCCAUCCUAAGGUAACACAGCAUGACAAAUUCCAUCUGUCAUGCUGAGGUAAUUUGUAAUUUAAUUACUACUAGUACGAUGCUUUUGCAAUUCAUACUUCGACCGGCGUGACAAGAAAUCUACUUGUUCCCCCGACGUCAAAGCCGACACCUAUCCCACGGGGCGGAAGUGCGCCUUUUUCCUGUUGGAGGUGAUGGGCCGGGACCUGUGCUGCGUCCGGAAAAAAGUGAACGAAAAUCACCAGUUGUCCAUCCCUAUCCUGUGCGAAUGUAUCGUACUCGUAGUAGUCGCAAUUAUGCAUGGCAAAUCUAUUUGCUUAGGUAAAUCCGCAUUACAAAUUUAAUUUGUAAUGCUGAGUUAAUUUGUAUUGCAAAAAUUAAUACUACGAGUUCGAUACUUUUGCAAUGCAUAAUCCCCGCGGUUGGCUUCCUCGGGAAACAGUUGAUCCAGAUGUUGCAAAUGAUCCACGAAGAGGGGGUUCUGCACCGCGACAUCAAGCCGCAGAAUUGCAUGCUUGGGAACAAUAAUCAAACGAAAAUGGACCUCCAUCUGGUCGAUUUCGGUCUGGCCACGCAGUUCGAUUUGGCCCAGGACACCUUGAUUCACGUCAUUUACCGGGAGUCCAGCGGGGAAAUCUUGAACAACCAGGAUAUGCAAUGCAAGAGUAUCUGUAUCGUACUACGUAUAAAUUGCAUUGCAAAUUUCCUUAGCAUGUGAAAUGGAAUUUGUCAUGCUGUUUUGGCUGAGGAAGGCGAUUCGUCAUGCGUAAUUGCGAUUACUACGAGUGCGAUAUUACUUACUUUUGCACUGGAUACAGGAUAUCGUCCGGCAAAUUGAAGACCUUCACGGAAAGGAGGCCAGCUAUGCAAGAAAAAAACUCGUGUAAGUGUAAAUCUGUAAUGCAGAACACGCAACAGAGUUACACCUGUCAUGCCAGACAGCCAUGAAGUUCUCUUUUCAUGUGUGUUUUCACUUACAAGCCACGCAUGACAGGUUUUUUCUGUUAUGUAGAACAAAUUUGUGAUGCUGUCAGCCAAAGAUAGUUACACUAACACAGUUUUUUUCUUGGAUAUCAGCUACCGCGAGAAUAACCGAACCAGCUGCCCCGAGCACUUCUACACGACGCAAAAAUUGGUUUUGAACCAGAAAGUAUCAACGUCAAAUGUGUCUGGGUCUGGAAGAGUGUAAACUUGCCAUGCAGGUUUUCCAUGACCUUGACCACCCAUGAGAUCUGGAAUGCGGGACCUAGCAUGACAGACUCUGUGAGGUGGUCUCUGUCAUGCCAAUCCUGCAUGAGAAACUCCCACCCAACUUGGUCGAAAGUGGACAGCUUUUGGCAUUCAUGCAACACAGAUUUUUGCAUGAUUCAGAUUCAGCAUGACGAGUUGCAUUCUUCCAGACCCAGAUAUAUUUGCAAUGCAUAGAAAGUUUUGAAACGGAUGCAGCAAACCUUGAGUUCGCACCUCGCGCCUACACCUUCUGCGGCUCCAGGGCUCCACAGCACCUUCCCGAAGGAGACCAAGUACGUUUCGUUUUCCAACUUGCCGAAGGAGACGCAGGCUUUGUUCGAGAGUAUCGUGAGAAAAAAGUGUUACAGUUACACACUCUCAUGCAAGACAGGCAAGACAGACAACCUCUGUCAUGGAGGAAACGCUUGCCAGCGUUAUUUCAUUCGUGUUUUCCCUUUAUAGUCUGCGCAUUACAAGUUUUCUUUGCCAUGCAGAGUAAAUUUGUGUUGCUGAAAUUACAACAAAUGUGUAACUGUAACACUUUUUUCCUGCGAUAGAGAGAAUCGCGAAGCAGUACAACAGGGCUCGCACGCAGCUCGCCCCAAACCCCGAUAAUCCGCACGCGAGCAACACGGGCACCAAAGACCACCCGAACAGGUCGCCGCUGAAAGUUCAGGAUAUUCGAGAGACGUGGCUUCCUAUCCUGUGCAAAAGUAUCGUAGUCCUACUAAUCGCAUUCAUGCAUUACAAAUUUCUAUCUCAAGUUAAAUCUGCAUUACAAAUUUUAUUUCUCAUGCUGAGGAAAUUUGUCAUGCGAUUUAUACUACGUGCGAUGCUUUUGCAUUCCAUACUCCCCGCGCAUUAUUUGAAGCGGCGCAGCCGCAACGUGGCCUUCCGCGGAACGGCGGCCUACGGAUCAAUUUCGGCGCUGGAGGGGUAUGAGCAGAUAUCAAAUGCAAAAAUGUCUGGGUCUGGAAGAUUGUCAUGCUAGUCUGGUAUGACUCUGCACUCUGUAUUGCGCGGCCACCAAGAGGUCCUCUUGCCUGUCAUGCAAAAGCGCAGUUUCUCAUGCGAAAUACGCAUCACAGAAGCACGAAAAAACUUGUCAUGCUUGGCGGCACAUGGCAGAGCACUUUAUUGUUCACGGACUUGCAUCACAAGUUUCCAGACCCAGACACUUUUACUUUUGAUAGCAGACCAGGUGGGACGAUAUCGAGGGUGCGUUUUGGGUAUGCAUUGCAAAAGUAUCGUAGUCGUAGUAUCUUGCAUUUAUGCACGACAAAUCUUUUUAUCAAGGUAAAUCAGCAUGAGAAAUUCCAUUUGUAAUGCUGAGCGAAGUUGGAAUGCGAUUAAGUACUACUAGUACGAUGCUUUUGCAUUUCAUAUUGGGUGAUGUUCGAUUUGCUCCUCGGUGGGUUGUCCUGGCGCCGGUACUAUCAAAUGCAAACAUCGUGAUCUGGGUCUGGCAGCUUGUAUUGCUGAUACUUGCAUUGCGGCCUAUGCCUAGCAGCUUGUACGCCAUAUACAGCAUCAGAAGCUGUUGAUUCCUCGUAAAACGCAUGACAAACUUCCAUCGAGCACGACAAAGAAACUGGCCCAUCGCAUUCCACCUGCAUCACAAUUUUUUCUCGCUGUCCUGCACAUAGAAGCGCAUGAUAAAUCGUCCAGGCCCAGAUCGAUAAGUUUGCAUUGCAUAGGUACAGCCGGGCGGACAUGCUGGAAAGGGAGAAGAAAGAGAAGGAAGAGAGGCGCAGGAACGGAGUUACGGCGGACGAUCUCAGGAGCGGGGGGCACAACUACAGGUAACGGUUUAGGGAUAGUUAGUACACCGCUCCUAGUACAGACAGAUCAACAUUUAACAUCGUUUCUAUCUUUUUAGGUAUUUUUGCAUGACAGACACAGACUACAUUUGCUUUGUUGAGUCACGCAUGACAAGCUAACCACACAAGAAAUCGGGCCAAAAUCAACCUCCGCUUCUUCGAUUUAUCACAGGCACGGCUCGGACAAGUCGAAGCAGAAGUUUAUUCUCAGCGAGAAGAAGCUCUUCGUAUCGGAAUUGUAUAAUUCGAAACUGCGAGCCGCGAAGGACUUUAUCGCGCGCGACAAGAUCUUUGCCGGGCCGUGGAGGGUUACUUCGGACUCCAAAAAAAUGAACAGUAGACGGUCUUUAUCCAAGAGAAAUUAUAAAACUGCGUAUAGUGUAAGUCUGUAAUGCACACCAGCCAUGGAACUACCACACAGUGAGUUGAGUUGAUGUUACACUUCGUCAACAUGCUAGCCGGCCAGGAGAUCCUACCUCAUGUGUCGUGUUUUCACUGAUACUAGCUGUGCAUGACAGGCUUUCUGUGUCAUGUACUACAGCAGAUGUGUCAUGCUGUCACUCCACGACGAGACCUACACUAAUCCACAGCUGUUUCUCUCUUGGAUAGGCUUCCGGUCCGGCGGUACCCCUAUGGCGUUCUCAACUGUUACACUCUCAGCUGUUACAUGAAUUUGUCACGCAAGAAUGGCAAAAGUGAAAGCGGGAAGGUUGCGCCUUUUGCAUUACAGGUCUGGAGCAGAUUAUUAUGCUAUCUAGCGCGUCGAGAACUUGUCAUGCGCAGAAGGCUUGAAAUCGUGGAAAGUGAUAGCGUUUUUGCAUGACAAAUUCAUGUAACAGCUCAGAAUGUAACGUUUGAGAACGCCAUAACCCCACAGUAGCUCUUCGAGCGGCGGACUCGGGGGGAGGUUGGAAUUCCAUAUGAAUUGCAACAGUGUCCUCGUACUAGUCCUAGUGGUAAUUGCAUUACAAAUUUUCUCAGCAUGAGGAAGGCAAAUUGUCAUGCUGAUCUACCUUGAGAGAGAGAUUCGUGAUGCAUAAAUGCGAAGAUUACUACGAGUGCGAUGCCUUUGCAUUGGAUAUUCCAAACGAUGCAACAAUUGAUCGACGACGGCAAUCCACGGUUCAGGGGCUGCGGAAAGUGGAUGCCGAAGGUAGAUGAAAUUUAUGCACAGAAUUUUUUCGAGUUUUUUAUGUUCUUGUACAUCAAGAGCAUGAGAUGAAUUUCAUGCAAUUAUUCCCUGUUGAUGAACUUGAACAUGAAAGUAAAAACUCCAAAUAAAAUAAUCACAGUGUCUUACCGACGCUUUUCUAGAGAUUCUGGACAAGCAGAAAUCUUCGCAGAUGUGUAUCGAAAGGAAAAAUUCCCCCUCCCCAUAUCGAAAGGGAAAUCUGUGAUGCUCGAUUUGCGUACACAAAUCAGAUUUGUCUUGCUGGCGAGGACUGCUGGCCCAUAUCGAGCCUGCGAAGACAGGUGCUGGCCUAGGCGCUCAGCAUGACAGACGUCUAUGCUGCAGGAGCAUGAGCAUGACAAACCGCCUGCAGAAUGCGGCGGAGCCGGUGGAAUUGCCUUCAUGCAACACAGAGACGAUUUGUGGUCACAAAUCAGCAACGCAAAUUUUCGAAAACGUACCUUGUCAAUAUGGGGAGGGGGGAUUUUUGUUUUUCCUUGUGAUAAUGUGUAUCCCUUGCUCAGACGUUAAUACGAAUCUCACCUGUUACAGAAUAAAAUAUGGAAUGAGAAAUCUGUGGUGGAGGUGGUAGAUAGAAGCGCAUGAUGGAAAUUUGAUUCCUCGGCGAAAUUUGUAUUGCGAAAGCCGCAAGAUAUGGACCACUCUGCAUGUUAAUAUUUCUCAUGCUUUUCAUGCAACACGUAGUUGUAGUACACGACGAAACUCAGACAUUAUUUAUUUACAAUGUGAGAUUGUAAAAACUGCUGAGCACGGUAUAUUGUGCUUCCAAAAGCCGGAUUAUCAGCGGUACAUGCAGGCCUUUGAGAAGUGCGAAAUAGAUAUCAAGUGCAAAUAUGUCUGGGUCUGGAAGAAUGCGAGGUUUGUCAUGCUUCCCUGGCAUGACUAAAAAGUUUAUCAUGCGUGUCGAAGAUGAAACCCGUUUACUUGUCAUGCACAAACCCAGUUUGUCAUGCGGGAUAGAAGCGCAAUAGUAAGCAGCGCAGAUCUUUCUCGUGCUUGGCUGUGCAACAUUACAGAGCAUUCACUCUUCCCAAACGAGCAGUACAAGUUUCCAGACCCAGAUCGAUAUUUGCAAUGCAUAAUCGACUUCGGGAGGCAAUUUUACUGCGACAAAUUUUACCCGCGGGAGUUGCGAGCGAAGCAACGGCUUUCUGCCUCGCAAUCAGCCGCACAGUUGACGACUUCUACAGGCGUAGUGGAUCAAGGCUUACCUCCUGGCGAUCGUGCCCGAGCGGACCAGGUCGUGGCCGCAUGCGCCUCCAGCAAGACGACGUCUACGACCUCGCUCGGAGAACGGUCCAAAUCUCAACCCACGCUAACCACUUUUACGGAGUCUGAUUUAAAUCCACGAACCUCGUUUCCGGUGGAAGAAAUGAACAUCUUCAAAAACCGAGCCAUGUACAACACGGCAGGUACUAAGUACAGCUUUUUUUUUUACUAGUCUUAUGGUUGCGUCUACACGACCUGCUCACAAGCGGGGGAAAAAUUUGUCCCCUCCCAAAAUGCUUGAGGCACCAGCUGAGAUAGAUGAGAACAAAGGGAGCAGCUUUUGACCUGAAACGCCAUAGAUGUUGUCGGUGUCUCAUGAACAAACUGUCUCAAAUGCAUUCCACCAAAAAGCAAACAGUUGUGCUUUCCGACCUUUGAUCCCCCUGGCACACUCUGCGGAAGCGCCGAGCGCUUCCGACUGUCUGGCCAAAGCCUCUUCGGCAGAGGAAAUUAGGCAACUCGAGCCAUAGAGCAUGGCUCAUCUCCAGUUGCACCUAAUAAAGGGAAAUCUGAAGCGGCGCUGAAAGUAGCGCCGAAGUCGACAGCCCCCUGAAGUGUCCUUUGCCGCCCCGCAUUUACAACGACACAGGGGUGCCAAGCGACGCCUUCGGGGCCCGCUGUAGUUGGAACUUGGCACGCCGGCUUCUCGACAUGAAACAGCAAUAUCGCCUGGUGCAACUCAAUAAAAGUGCGACUUCUUGGUAGGGAAAAAUUAAAAAACUUCAAAUGUUGCUUGAGACUGUGACAGUUUUUUUGCAGGAUAUUCGAAUCGAGCCAUGUACAACAACACGACAGGUAAAACUUCUUCUACUUCGUCAAGCGGCGCCGGUGCUGAAAAUUCUAAGAGCGAUGACACCCCGAAGAAGAACGUCGGGGGCAACAGCGGUACUUCUAGUACAGCGAAAAAUAAUGCGCCCAAUAAUACGACCCCCGGUGCAGCAGCAGCGACUUCUUCCCAAUCUGCGAAUAGCGUCGCGGCACUAUUACCCCGCGCCCUGAUGAAGGAGAUUCUGGACGAACCGCGUGACAAAGACGUGUUGGUCCUCACUAACGGGCGGGUGAACAUUUCGCAGAGUAAGGUGAUUUAUGCAUUGCAAAUAUGUCUGGGUCUGGAAACUUGUGAUGCUUAAAUCAUACUUGUGGGCGCACUGCAAUACGCAGCCAAGCAUGACAAAUUUUUCUUGGGCUGCUAUUGUCUUUCGUUUUCGGGGGCAUGGCAAACUGCGUUUUUGCAAGACAGGCAGGAGGCCUGUUGCCUGCUCGUGCAUCACAGAUUCAUGAGUCAUGCCAGACAAGCAUGACAAAGUCGCACUCUUCCAGACCCAGACAUAUUUGCAUUUGAUAUGAUUUGCCAGGAGCGGUUUUGCAAGCCGAGCGAGCGGGACAUUCGGCGGGCUAUGCAUUGCAAAAGUACAAUUGCAACCGUGCAUUACAAAUGUUUUUCUCAAGGUAAAUCCGCAUUACAAAUUCGAUUUUCCAUGCUGAGGGAGUUUGUAAUGCAAUAAUACUUACAGGCACUACUGGUACUUUUACAAUGCAUACGGGCCACGCAGGAGCAGUUUUCGGAUGUUCAUUUCUACGACGAGGGGCUUCCGGAAUCGACGUUAUCUUUUCCGUCAACCUCUUCCUCCGAUCAGAACGUACCGUCCGGAGGGGGCGGCGGCCCGGUGGGGGGUGGAGGUGCUAAAAUGAAAAUGAAGAAUGGUCCACCUCCCGGGGGGAACACCAAAGGCACAGGCGGCGGGGGCCGCGCGGACCAUGAUCAUCCUCCUGCGGGGCGUAGCAGCAAUAAGACGUCGGGUAACAACUACAACAAUCACAAUACCGGUGGGACAAGCAACAACAAGCGUAAUAACAAUAGCGACAAGAACUACUUCUACGACAACAUGACCAACAGCAACAAGAUAUCCCACAGAAAAAAGGAGGCAGGGCAGAUUUGUAACGCAAAAAUAAAUACGCAGAAAAAUCUGUCGUGGGCAACCCCAUAGCAUGCUGUUUAGGACAUGCAAGACAGAUUGUUUUGUCUAUUUAUUUUUGCAUUACAAAUCUGACCUGCUUGCUUUUUUCUGUGUGAUACAAGAAACAGGGCAGCACGUUUGAAGUGCUCUCGGCGAAGAAGAUGCGAACGAACCACGGCGCGCAACUGCGGGAAAAUUUUAUCAACUGCAAAAAUGUCUGGGUCUGAUGAAAGAAAUCAGAUGUUUGUCAUGCAGCUUUUGCAUCUGCUUCUGCGCGGAGGUCUGGAAUACGCGCAAAGCAUGAGAAAUUCUUGGGAGGCUUCUUCAUGCCUAGCCCGCAUGAGAAAUGUCCCCUCGCCCAGACAAAAACCAGCUAUAUUUUGCUGACCAUGCAAGACAGAUUUUUACCUGUUUCGGAACUCGCAUGACAAGUUUGGAUCCUUCCAGAUCCAGACAUUUUUGCAUUUGAUAAAUUUGCAGAAAAUGCAAAAAGCCCGAGCUGGUGCUGAAGAUCGGGAUCACAGGGAGCGGCCUGCGCAGAACAAAGAUCAAGACCGAGACAAUUAUCAGAAGCUAG